AAUGCUUACCUGGCCGAAGGGGCUGCUGCAGCUGCUUCUGCUCCACACCGCCUGGAAAAUGGGGAGCGGCCAGCUCCAUUAUUCUGUGCUGGAGGAAUCCCAGCACGGCACCUUUGUGGGCCGCAUCUCCCAGGAUUUGGGGUUGGAGGUGAGUGAGCUGGUGCCUCGGAUGUUCCGGAUGCUGUCCAAAGGAGAGAAGGACUAUUUUGAGGUAAACCUGCAGAAUGGGAUCUUGUUUGUAAAUUCCCGGAUAGACAGGGAGGAGCUGUGUGCCAAGAAUGCAGACUGUGUCCUUCAUCUGGAGGUGAUUGUGGAGAAACCUCUGGCGUUCUUCCAUGUGGAGGUUGAAAUCAAAGACAUUAAUGACAAUGCUCCCAUCUUCUCUGCCAAGGAACAGAUCCUGAGCAUAGCAGAAUUGAUAACAGCAUCUGGUACUCGAUUCCUCUUAGAGAGAGCAUCUGAUGCAGAUAUUGGUACUAAUGCUCUGAUAACAUAUAAGCUUAGCCCAAGCAGACAUUUUGCUCUUGAUACAGGAAAUGAUGAAGAUGAGAGUAAAUCUGUAGUUCUUGUACUGAAGGUUCCUCUUGACAGAGAGGAGAGCCCUGUGCAUCAUUUAGUACUGACAGCCACUGAUGGGGGUGAACCAAAACUCACAGGAACCGUUCAGCUAGUCAUCAAUGUGCAGGAUGUCAAUGACAACCCUCCUGUGUUUAACCAAUCUGUUUACAGGGUAAAGUUGCUAGAAAACACAGUCAGUGGGUCAUUAGUUAUUACUCUGAAUGCUACAGACUUAGAUGAGGGGAUUAAUAGGGAAAUCUCUUAUUCUUUUCAUGAUAGUGUUGCUCUACAUGUCACAAAGUUGUUUAGUAUAAAUUCUGAUACAGGGGAUAUUAGAGUAAUUGGAAAGUUGGAUUAUGAAGAAAGCAAGUUCUAUGAACUUCCAAUUGUAGUACAAGAUAAAGGCAGCUCUCAAUUAACUGGGCACUGUAAGGUUCUCAUUGAAGUAUUGGACAUGAACGACAACAUUCCAGAAUUAUCUGUGAAUUCUCUCUCUGUGCCAUUGCCAGAGGACUCCCCUCCAGGGACUGUGGUAGCCAUCCUCAGUGCAUCUGAUAGGGAUUCUGGCAACAAUGGGCAAAUAGAAUGUUUUCUCUGGCCCACUGGAGUACCCUUCAAACUCAAAUCCACAUUCAAGAAUUACUACUCCCUAAUUGUUGGUGCAGUCCUAGAUCGAGAGCAGGUGACUGAGUACAGGAUGGUUGUGACAGUGGAAGAUCAAGGUGUUCCACCACUGUCUUCCAGUCUCACCCUUGUAGUACCUAUCAGUGACAUAAAUGACAACGCACCUGCUUUCCCACAGUCAUUCUACACAGUCUUUGUAAAAGAGAACAACCCCCCCGGUGCUCACAUCUUCACAGUAUCUGCCUCGGACCCAGACAUAGCUGAGAAUGGUCUGAUCACCUAUUGGAUAGAUGAGAAGCUCUGGCCAUUGUCAAGCUACAUCUCUGUACAUUCGGAGAGUGGAAAACUUUAUGCUUUGCAGUCUUUGGACUAUGAGGAGUUGAAACUGCUGGAGUUCCAGGUGAGAGCCAAGGAUGCUGGAAUCCCCUCCUUAUGUGGCAAUGCAACUGUUCAAGUCUUUGUGAUGGAUGAGAAUGACAAUGCACCUGUUGUGUCAAGAUCAUCAGAAGAGAACCUGAUUCUUCUAGUGGUCCCCGUGAUCCCUGGUCAUAUUGUAGGCAAGAUCCAUGCCUUGGAUGCAGAUUCUGGAUACAAUGCAUGGCUAAGAUAUGAACUGGUUGAAGAAAGCAAUGGUCCAUGGACUGUGGGGCAGUACAGUGGUGAGGUGAGUACCAAAUAUUCUAUGGAUGAUUCAGAAAGCAGCAAAAUCCAGAGUUUGUUGGUUCUUGUGAAGGACCAUGGAAAACCUCAACUGUCAGCCACCGCCACCUUGAGUGUUUCACUUGUGACAAGUGGUCAGACAAUCAAAACGGAUAUUAACCUUCAAAGAUCAGGGGAGAGCUUUGUUCCCCUGGUGGACUCGAUCAACGUCUAUCUGAUCAUUGCCAUCUGCUCUGUUUCCAGCCUCUUCCUCCUGGCCACUCUCAUCUACGUGGCCCUGCGUUGUCACUGUAAGAUAAAGGAACCCAUGGUUUAUGGCCCUGGUAUGGCCACCCUGGUCUGUGCCAGUGAAGUGGGCAGCUGGUCCUAUUCCAAUCGGCACAGCCACAUCCUGGCAGGUGUGAGCGCAGAGGCUGGUGCCAAGAGUGAUCUCAUGAUUUUCAGUCCCAAUAUUCCUGUCUUUGCAGAUAAUGGGGAACUUAUCAAUGGGGUGGAUGUGCCCCCAGAUUCUACUAAAAAGAGAAAAAGAGAAGAGCUUGCUGGUGUUGUCCCUGUGUCUGCAAUGCUUACCUGGCCGAAGGGGCUGCUGCAGCUGCUUCUGCUCCACACCGCCUGGAAAAUGGGGAGCGGCCAGCUCCAUUAUUCUGUGCUGGAGGAAUCCCAGCACGGCACCUUUGUGGGCCGCAUCUCCCAGGAUUUGGGGUUGGAGGUGAGUGAACUGGUGCCUCGGAUGUUCCGGAUGCUGUCCAAAGGAGAGAAGGACUAUUUUGAGGUAAACCUGCAGAAUGGGAUCUUGUUUGUUAAUUCCCGGAUAGACAGGGAGGAGCUGUGUGCUAAGAAUGCAGACUGUGUCCUUCAUCUGGAGGUGAUUGUAGAGAAACCUCUGAGGUUCUUCCAUGUGGAGGUUGAAAUCAAAGACAUUAAUGACAAUGCUCCCAUCUUCUCAGUCAGGGAACAGAUCCUGAACAUAGCAGAAUUCAUAACAGCAUCUGGUACCCGAUUCCCAUUAGAGAGAGCAUCUGAUGCAGAUAUUGGUACUAAUGCUCUGUUAACUUACAAGCUCAGCCCAAGCAACCAUUUUAUUCUUGAUUCAGGAAAUGAUGAAGAUGAGAGUAAAUCUGUAGUAUUUCUAUUGAAGGUUCCUCUUGACAGAGAGGAGAGCCCUGUGCAUCAUUUAGUACUGACAGCAACUGAUAGGGGAGAACCAAAACUCACAGGAACUCUUCAGCUAGUCAUCAAUGUGCUGGAUGUCAAUGAUAACCCUCCUGUGUUUAACCAAUCUGUUUACAGGAUAAAGUUGUUAGAAAAUACAGCUAGUGGGUCAUUAGUUAUUGCUCUGAAUGCAACAGACUUAGAUGAAGGGAUCAAUAGAGAAAUCUCUUAUUUUUUUAGUAAUAGUCUCCCUCUAGCUGUCACAAAGCUCUUUAGUAUAAAUUCUGAUACUGGGGAAAUCAGAGUGAUUGGAAAAUUGGACUAUGAAGAUAUUAAUUGCUAUGAACUUCAAAUUGUUGCAGAAGAUAAAGGCAUUUCUUCAUUAUCAGGACAUUGUGAAGUUUUUGUUGAUGUAUUGGACAUGAAUGAUAAUAUUCCAGAAUUAUCUGUGAAUUCUCUCACUGUGCCAUUGCCAGAGGAUUCCACUCCAGGGACUGUGGUAGCCAUCCUCAGUGCUUCAGACAAGGAUUCUGGAAUCAAUGGACAAGUAACCUGUGUACUACAGCCUUCUGAGCUUCCUUUCCAAAUAGAGUCCACAUUCAAGAAUUACUACUCCCUGAUUGUUGGAGCACCUUUGGAUAGGGAGCAGGUGACUGAAUACAGGAUGGUUGUGACAGUGGAAGAUCAAGGCAUUCCACCACUGUCUUCUAGUAUCAUCCUCUUAGUGCCUAUUAGUGACAUUAAUGAUAAUGCUCCAGCUUUCAGUCAACCCUCCUACACAGUCUUUGUGAAGGAGAACAAUCCCCCUGGUGCUCACAUCUUCACAAUAUCUGCCUCGGACUCAGACAUAGCUGAGAAUGGUCUGAUCACCUAUUGGAUAGAUGAGAAGCUCUGGCCAUUGUCAAGCUACAUCUCUGUACAUUCAGAGAGUGGAAAACUUUAUGCUUUGCAGUCCUUGGACUAUGAGGAGUUGAAAGUGCUGGAGUUCCAGGUGAGAGCCAAGGAUGCUGGAAUGCCCUCCUUAUGUGGCAAUGCAACACUUCAUGUCUUUGUGAUUGAUGAGAAUGACAACGCACCUGUUGUGUCAGGAUCAUCAGAAGAGAACCUGAUUCUUCUAGUGGUCCCUGUGAUGCCUGGGCAUAUUGUAGGCAAGAUCCAUGCCUUGGAUGCGGAUUCUGGAUACAAUGCAUGGCUAAGAUAUGAACUGGCUGAAGAAAGCAAUAGUCCAUGGACUGUGGGGCAGUAUAGUGGUGAGGUGAGUACCAAAUAUUCUCUGGAUGAAUCAGAAAGCAGCAAAAUCCAGAGUGUUUUGGUUCUUGUGAAGGAUCAUGGAAAACCUCAACUGUCAGCCACAGCCACCCUGAGUGUUUCACUUGUGACAAGUGGUCAGACAAUCAAAACAGAUAUUAACCUUCAAAGGUCAGGGGAGAGCUUUGUGCCCCUGGUGGAUUCAAUCAACAUCUAUCUGAUCAUUGCCAUCUGCUCUGUUUCCAGCCUCUUCUUGCUGGCCACUCUCAUCUACGUGGCCCUGCGUUGCCACUGCAAGUCAAAGGAAUCCAUGGUUUAUGGCCCUGGCAUGGCCACCCUGGUAUGUGCCAGUGAAGUGGGCAGCUGGUCCUAUUCCAAUCGGCACAGCCACAUCCUGGCAGGUGUGAGUGCAGAGGCUGGUGCCAAGAGUGACCUUAUGAUUUUCAGUCCCAACAUUCCUGUUUUUGCAAAUAAUGGGGAACUUAGGAAUGGGACAGAAUUGAUCCCAGAUUCAGCUAAAGAGGUGAGUUUCUGGUUUUUGGUAGUAAUUCAGAAUUGUAUCUUUAUUUUAUCACUUUAA
This is a messenger RNA of Thamnophis elegans (Western terrestrial garter snake), 4822 nucleotides long. RefSeq names its product protocadherin Fat 4-like. The record is from RefSeq and is a predicted model, not a curated record. Gene Ontology annotation, molecular function: calcium ion binding. The coding region runs from base 2 to 4822 and encodes 1606 amino acids. Gene Ontology annotation, biological process: homophilic cell-cell adhesion. Gene Ontology annotation, cellular component: plasma membrane. The transcript is spliced from 2 exons. Lineage: Eukaryota; Metazoa; Chordata; Lepidosauria; Squamata; Natricidae.